Messenger RNA from Tachyglossus aculeatus (Australian echidna), 1110 nucleotides. Its product is annotated as olfactory receptor 2T8-like. The transcript has 5 exons. Bases 1 to 1110 code for a protein of 369 amino acids. Lineage: Eukaryota; Metazoa; Chordata; Mammalia; Monotremata; Tachyglossidae. Gene Ontology annotation, biological process: G protein-coupled receptor signaling pathway. Gene Ontology annotation, cellular component: membrane. Gene Ontology annotation, molecular function: olfactory receptor activity; G protein-coupled receptor activity. The record is from RefSeq and is a predicted model, not a curated record.
AUGGAGAAGAAGAACGACACAAUGGGUACAGACUUCGUUCUUCUUAGGCUGUUAAACCACAGCCGGGCUCACCAAGUCUUCUUUGCCUUGGUUAUGAUGACCUCCAUCACCUCGUUGUUGGGCAAUGCAACCCUAAUUCUCCUGAUACACAGAGAUCUCCACCUCCACACCCCCAUAUACUUCCUGCUCGAUCAGCUUUCGCUCAUGGACUUUAUGCUGGUCGUCACCACCAUUCCCCAAAUGGCUGGCGACUUCUGGUAUGAUAGGAAUUCCAUCUCCCUCAACGGAUGUGCCAUCCAAAUCUUCAUUUUCCUCACUCUGGUAGAGAGCAAGUGUUUCUUGCUAGCCGCCAUGGCCUACAAUCAGUUCUUGGCCAUUUGCCACCCUUUAGGCUAUACCGUUUUCAUGAGCCCCAGGCUUCGCCUCCUCCUGGAGGUGGUCUCCUGGUUGCUCGGGGGGCCGCGCCGGGUGAUGGAUGGGUUGGUGCCGGCGAGGGUCACCGUGAGCUACCGCUUCUGCCAUGCCCAGGAAGUCAACUAUUUUUUCAGCAAGACCCCUGCUCUGGUGUGCUUGGCCUGCGACGACACUACGGUCUUUGAGUCCAACAUGUACGUCUGCUGUGUCCUGAGGCUGCUAAUCUCCUUCUCCAUCAUCCUGGGCUCUUACGGCCUCAUUCUGGGGAUUAUACUCCAUAUGAGGUCGGUAGAAGCCAAGAAGAAGGCCUUCACCACCUGCUCCUCGCAUCUCAGCAUUGUCGACCUCUUCUAUGGGGCCGCCAUUUAUAUCUACAUGAGGCCCAGUUCAUACUACUCAACCGACUAUGACAAGAUGGUUUCAGUCUUCUAUGCUAUCCUCACACCCGUGCUGAACUCCCUCAUCUACAGCCUGAAGAACAGGGAGGUCCUGGAGGCUUUAAAGAGGGGUCUCGGAAAGUGCGUGGCUGCCAGGAUCACGGUGACUGUCUUGGCCAACAUGGCAGAAAUGGUGACAGAGAAGGUGAUUCCAAAGGCCAUCUGUUGCAGUAGGCAGGUGGCCGGGCCGGGGCGACUGAUAAAAGUCAAGGAGGACAGGAAGCAGAGCAGGAGGGCCCUGUUUGACUGGGAAGCAUGA